AUGUUUUUGAAGGCGGGCAGAGGGAAAAAAGUCCCCCCAGUGAGGGUCUGUGGGCCUGAUUGUAUAGUUAUGAUGGAGCCCCCUUUGAGCAAGAGGACCCCGCCAGCGCUGAGAUUAGCGGAUUUGGCAACGGCUCAGGCCCAACCGCUUCAGAAUAUGACAGGCUUCCCGGUGCUGGCCAGCCCGCCCGCCCACUCCCAACUCCGUGCUGCCGCCGCGCACCUCCACCCACGGGACCUGGGCGCUGACCCCGGCGUGGCCGUCACUCUGCUCGGACCUGAGCACAUGGCCCAGGCGAGCGCGCAGAGCCUCGGCCCGCCCUCCCAGGCACUCUCGGUGCAGCCCGAGGCUCCGGCCGCCGCCGACCGCACCGCAGCCUCACUCGCGCACCCCAGCGCCGACACCUACCCCGGCGGCGAGGGCAGCGGUGGCGCGCGGCCCUCCGCGCCCCCGCCCCCGGCCCCUCCUCUUCCUCCUCCCCCUCCCCCCCCUCCCCCUCCUCCUGCCCUCACGGGCUACACCACCACCAACAGUGGCGGCGGCGGCAGCAGCGGCAAAGGCCACAGCAGGGACUUCGUCCUCCGGAGGGACCUCUCCGCCACGGCCCCCGCGGCGGCCAUGCACGGGGCCCCGCUCGGAGGGGAGCAGCGGUCUGGCACUAGCUCCCCCCAGCACCCGGCCCCGCCUCCCCACUCGGCCGGCAUGUUCAUCUCCGCCAGCGGCACCUACGCGGGCCCGGACGGCGGCGGUGGCCCGGCGCUCUUCCCCGCGCUGCACGACUCUCCGGGGGCUCCCGGCGGCCACCCGCACCCGCUCAACGGCCAGAUGCGUCUGGGGCUGGCGGCGGCGGCGGCGGCGGCGGCGGCGGAGCUCUACGGCCGUGCGGAGCCACCUUUCGCUCCGCGCUCGGGCGAUGCACACUACGGGGCGGUGGCGGCCGCCGCAGCCGCCGCCCUGCACGGCUACGGAGCCGUGAACUUAAACCUGAACCUCGCUGCGGCGGCAGCUGCCGCGGCGGCAGGGCCCGGACCCCACCUGCAACACCACGCGCCGCCGCCGGCGCCCGCGCCGCACCCGCACCAGCACCACCCCCACCUCCCAGGGGCGGCCGGGGCCUUCCUGCGCUACAUGCGGCAGCCAAUCAAGCAGGAGCUCAUCUGCAAGUGGAUCGACCCGGACGAGCUGGCCGGGCCACCCCCGCCGCCACCGCCCCCGGCCGGCGGCGCCAAGCCCUGCUCCAAAACUUUCGGCACCAUGCACGAGCUGGUGAACCACGUCACGGUGGAGCACGUGGGCGGCCCGGAGCAGAGCAGCCACGUCUGCUUCUGGGAGGACUGUCCGCGCGAGGGCAAGCCCUUCAAGGCCAAAUACAAGCUCAUCAACCACAUCCGCGUGCACACGGGCGAGAAGCCCUUUCCCUGCCCCUUCCCGGGCUGUGGCAAGGUCUUCGCGCGCUCCGAGAACCUCAAGAUCCACAAGCGCACUCAUACAGGGGAAAAGCCUUUCAAAUGUGAAUUCGAUGGCUGUGACAGGAAGUUUGCCAAUAGCAGUGAUCGAAAGAAACACUCCCAUGUGCAUACCAGUGAUAAGCCCUAUUACUGUAAGAUCCGAGGCUGUGACAAGUCCUACACUCACCCAAGCUCCCUGAGGAAGCACAUGAAGAUUCACUGCAAGUCCCCCCCACCUUCUCCAGGAACUCUCGCCUACUCAGCAGUGGGGACUCCCGUGGGUGCUCCCUUGUCACCUGUGCUAGAUCCAGCCAGGAGUCGCUCCAGCACUCUGUCUCCUCAAGUGACCAACCUCAACGAGUGGUACGUUUGCCAGGCCACGGGGGCCCCCAGUCACCUCCACACACCUUCCAGCAAUGGAACCACGUCUGAGUCUGAAGAUGAGGAAAUGUAUGGGAACCCUGAAGCUGUGCGGACGAUACAUUAG
Molecule: messenger RNA, 1935 nt
Organism: Dipodomys spectabilis (banner-tailed kangaroo rat)
Lineage: Eukaryota; Metazoa; Chordata; Mammalia; Rodentia; Heteromyidae
Gene: Zic5
Product: Zic family member 5
Biological process (GO): central nervous system development; regulation of transcription by RNA polymerase II
Cellular component (GO): nucleus
Molecular function (GO): DNA-binding transcription factor activity, RNA polymerase II-specific; RNA polymerase II cis-regulatory region sequence-specific DNA binding
Source: RefSeq, a predicted model, not a curated record